Messenger RNA from Arabidopsis arenosa, 505 nucleotides. The record is from the annotation of a GenBank genome assembly. Lineage: Eukaryota; Viridiplantae; Streptophyta; Magnoliopsida; Brassicales; Brassicaceae.
UGUAUAAUAACAAUUGUGCCGACUAUGUCGCCGUUGAGAUAUGUCACUGCGCUGGCAUCACGCGGAGGGAGAGGGCUUCUCUCUCGCCGCAGUUUCUCUACAUCCGCCGUUAGCAAAGGAAUGAUGGAGAGAUUUCGCAAACUUUCCAAACCAGUUGGAAGACUGACUGCGGGAUAUCUAAUAGCGCAUAGGGAGGAGUUAGUUAAGGAGGAGCUGGAAAAAGAUGUAGAUGAGACGAAAGUAUUGGUGGAGGUCAGGAAUAUGAAGAAACAGAUGCUUGUUCUCUGGGGAUAUUUAUCCUGUGGAAGUAUGGGCUACCUUGCUUGGGAGUCUAUUCAAUUACACAAUGCUCUCGAACAGGCGAGACAGGUGAAGAAGAAGAAGAAGCAGGAGCUGAAGAAUUAAAAUAAGAUAUGUUUGUGUGAUUGAUCUGAAGAAUUUCAAAAUAAGAAAUGUUUGUGUACCUUAUUGUUUCUCUCCAGUAUAAUCAAUUGCCUUUGCUUUU